GUCGAUUAUCUGGAUUCUGGAGGGAGAGGCCGAGAGAGGGAGAGGGAGAGGGAGAGGGAGACACAGGGCGCGGGCAACUAGAGAUGGCGGCGACUUGGGUGUUUGGGUAUGGCUCUCUCAUAUGGAAGGCGGGUUUCCACUACGAUGAGAGGCGGGUCGGUUUCGUCCGAGGAUUUCGCAGAGUCUUCUACCAAGGCAGCACGGAUCACAGAGGGACGCCUGACUUUCCCGGAAGAACAGUCACUUUGGAACCCCUCACCGAAGCAACCUGCUGGGGAGUUGCAUACAGGAUACCAGAAGAAGAAAAGAAGAUUGCACUAGAGUCUUUAGAAAUAAGGGAAAAACAGUACGACUUGAAAAAAACUCACCUUAAUAUAUUUAUUCAGGAUGAAGCCUCUUCUAUUCCUGCCAUCAAUGGUGUUAUGGUUUACAUAGGUUCAGAAGACAAGAAAACCAAUCCAAAUUAUUUGGGACCAGCAUCACUUGAUGAAAUGGCCAGACAAAUUGCUGUGGCCGAAGGCCCUUCGGGACCCAACACGGACUAUCUUUUCCAUCUUGAGGAGUCACUAAAACAAAUUGGAUGUGAGGACCCCCAUGUUACCGAUCUCGUUGCGGCCGUUAGAAGAGUUGUCUCAACAAAAGAAGGUGCAUGAACUUUGAAAGGCAGAACCAUCCAUCUUCUAAGUUGAAAAAUGAUUUUUCUCAAAGCUAUCCAACACCUCCAUUCCAUUUUAUGUCUACAUCGUGGUCUGGUAAUCAAGAGAAGGGAUCCGAUAUUUACAUAGACAUUUUUUGCCUGAUUGCUCAGGUAGUUCAUUGAACUAUUUACAUUUGUUAAUGACAACUAGAUUAUUUCAAGCCCAAUGAUAAUGUAUCGGCAUAAUUAGUUCACAUUUGUACUCUUCUCACUUUAAAAAAACACAUCUUGUUUUCUCUUA
Messenger RNA from Zingiber officinale, 938 nucleotides. Its product is annotated as gamma-glutamylcyclotransferase 2-3-like. Gene Ontology annotation, cellular component: cytoplasm. Gene Ontology annotation, biological process: glutathione catabolic process. The record is from RefSeq and is a predicted model, not a curated record. NCBI's taxonomy places the organism in Eukaryota, Viridiplantae, Streptophyta, Magnoliopsida, Zingiberales, Zingiberaceae. Gene Ontology annotation, molecular function: glutathione specific gamma-glutamylcyclotransferase activity; gamma-glutamylcyclotransferase activity. Bases 84 to 653 code for a protein of 189 amino acids. The transcript has 8 exons.